AUGGAGACCAUUCAUGAGCCUGGCGGUCCUCACGACUCCCUCGAGAAGAACCUGUUCGAGGGCGAAGGUACGACGCACCCGCCUACUCCUCUCCUUGCUCCCCCCGAUGCUCGUGCGCCGACGCGCUCCCCAACUCCCAUGGCACACCGCUCUCUGACCUUUCUCGCUGCAGGGACCGGACAGGAAACCGACUCGGAUCGCAGCAGUCACGAUGGCCGCUCACAGGCCGGCGCCACGCCGCCGACGACUCCGCCCAAGAGUCCGCAGCAGCGGCUCGACUUCGCGCCCGGCCUGAGCGGUGUCAAGGUGAGGACAAGACUGCAGGGCAAGAUGCCGAGCCCCUUGAACCUGCACGCCAUGUCCAAAUUGGCCAAGAACCUACCCCUCGAGGACAUACAUGAUGCCUACUCGACAGUCGUGGAUUCCGUGGCGCAUGCCAACCAAGCCCGCAGCUUCAUCGAGGAGCUCAAGUUCCUCGUCAUCUCCUCACAGCUAUGCGACGACCAGCCCUCGUUUGGCUCCUUAUCCAUGGCCCCACUGCCCACGAACGCUCCCCCGCCAGAGGUGAUCAAGGAGAUCUACAUCCAUCCGUGGACUACAAAUGGUGCCGUGGCUACGGGCGCGCUGAGCUUCACGAUAGCGUGUCUGGUUCGGUGGUUCUACAUCGGAGGCACAUUGAUCGUGUCGCUCAGGCGCAUCGUGAUAGCCGCUGUCGCGCUGACCGGUGUGGCAUGGGUCCUCAGGAUAUAUAUGAGGCGCCAGUGGUCCAAGUAUAUCCACGAGCAGGCGCUCAACGAGAUGAGGCGGUUUGUGCGGACAUCGUCCGACUUUGACAGUCUCGCCAGCUCCGCUCUAAGUUUCGUCCUGGAGGUUGAGCUCGUUUCCCGUGGCUUCCGAGUAUCCUUGCCGCUACCCCCUCUCAGCCGUAUGGAAUCGAACGGGCAGGAGUUGAGGAGUUUGAACAUCAGGAAGGAGCUGCAUCAGAAGUUGAAGGACGUCAUUGACGUCUACUAUAGCACAGCCGUGGCAAUCAGGGAGUUUGCCGACCAGGCGGAACUGAAGCUCAACGAUACCGGUCUCAAAUGUGAUCCAUUGAAGAUCAAGGCUUAUUAUGGAGGUUCUUCAAGUCUUUCUCCCGAGGAAACCGAGGCUGUGGCUGCGCGGCUGGAUAAGGACUCUUCGAUCAAAGAAUACGUUGAUAUUCAGGGCUUUACCAAGCUCUCCGAGAAGGAGGCCCAUAUGACUGCUCAGCUGCGAGAAACACUCCGGUUCGCACGUGACACGCGCCGGAUGUUUCUGGUGGGUUUGGUGUCCCUGGAGACAACGGGCAGCAAAGCCGAGUUGUUACAUUACACCGCGGCGUUGGAAGGCAUACGGAAAUGCAACAUGGAAACACAAAAGGCUGCCUUGGCGUUGCAGCGUGUCCUGCUGCCCCCCCGAGACAAAGGUGAAGAACAGACCCCAUUGAGCCCGCGGCAUGCCAAGUGGAAACACCAGAUUAUGAAAGUUGGGGAUAUGAAUAUGAGUAUCCGCAAUAUCCAGGCGAAGAUGGCACUCCUGCUAGACGAAUCCAGGAAUACGCUUGAUAAGGGCACCGCCAACGACGUCACAGAGCUGGGGCCGAUGUUUAUGGGGAGAUAUGAGGCCAUUGGCAACGAGAUCAAAGACUUAAUGGACGCUUGGGAGGCUGGCAAGGCCAGUCUCGCUUCAACGAUAGACAAGAAUGAGCGCCGCGUCUCGUCGAUGAGUUCCGCCCUGUCACCCUCGGGCGUUGCCUCGAGACUGCCGUCAUUAGUCGACCAGGGGGGCGAGGAUGGAGGCGUUGCAGAGGCAUGGGACAGACUCACCAGUGGAGAGGCACCACCCACGACGGACUCCAGCACCUCGCCUGUGAGUCCAGCCACGUACCAACCGCACGUCAUGGAGACAUUCGAAGCUAUUGCUACUCCUCGGCCGCGGAGUAUGCUGACCCGCCAGGAACGAAUUCAGAGGGUCAACGAGGAGCGGGCGAUGAAAUUGGCGGCCAGAGAACGUGCUCUUCAGCAGGGGUGGAUCAUGGGCGAGCUCAAGGACGUGCUGAAGAGCAGAGGCCUCCAUGGUGUUGUCGACGCGAACGGCGAGCGAACCGUGUCGCCGAGGACGUCCCUCGCUCCGUCGUUCCGACCCGGCUCAAGAGUAACGUCCAUGCCACUGUGA
This is a messenger RNA of Neoarthrinium moseri, 2196 nucleotides long. RefSeq lists its product as uncharacterized. NCBI's taxonomy places the organism in Eukaryota, Fungi, Ascomycota, Sordariomycetes, Amphisphaeriales, Apiosporaceae. The coding region runs from base 1 to 2196 and encodes 731 amino acids. The transcript is spliced from 4 exons. The record is from RefSeq and is a predicted model, not a curated record. Gene Ontology annotation, molecular function: myosin binding.